This is a messenger RNA of Penicillium canescens, 435 nucleotides long. RefSeq lists its product as uncharacterized. Lineage: Eukaryota; Fungi; Ascomycota; Eurotiomycetes; Eurotiales; Aspergillaceae. The transcript has 2 exons. Bases 1 to 435 code for a protein of 144 amino acids. The record is from RefSeq and is a predicted model, not a curated record. Gene Ontology annotation, biological process: symbiont-mediated hemolysis of host erythrocyte.
AUGAAUUGUCACCUUACACAGCACCUUUCUUUGACCAUAAAGAACAAUCUUGCCCAAGGCACCAUCUUCCUGAGGAACCUAGUCUGCGCCCGUGGCCAACCCUACGAGAAGGGCGGCACUCCCAGGCUCAUCUCCCCAGAAGAUGUCAAUCAGAUCUCAAUUCCACAUGGCCAAAGUGCCGUGGUAUCGGUCUGCGGAAGUGCAGCAUUUGGGCUAGGUAUCGAGGGAAUGAUUGAUCUCUACCAUGAUGAGAAGAGUUUGAUAACGUCCCUGUACUGGAAUGGACCUUGGGAACGGAUUGGGAAUCAGCUUCAUCUGGUCGACGAUGACCAAGAGCAUUACCUCGUGGAAGUUUCUAACCCUCCUUAUGAAGGUAUACUGGGAGAUCUCGCUGUUGAGGUCAGAGAAGUUUUUGUCAACAAUCCGCUGCAAUAA